Molecule: messenger RNA, 1954 nt
Organism: Hyaena hyaena (striped hyena)
Lineage: Eukaryota; Metazoa; Chordata; Mammalia; Carnivora; Hyaenidae
Product: butyrophilin-like protein 1
Exons: 11
Coding region: 1-1917 (638 amino acids)
Biological process (GO): regulation of cytokine production; T cell receptor signaling pathway
Cellular component (GO): external side of plasma membrane
Molecular function (GO): signaling receptor binding
Source: RefSeq, a predicted model, not a curated record
AUGGACACCUGGAGAAGUAGGAUAGAGAAGAGGUCUCUUAGCAGAGAGAAGUCCAGGAAACUCACCAUCUCUCCCAGAGCAGACAACAGUAUGACACAGAAUAAGGUCCUGAAAAUAGCUGAGGGAUGGGUUAGAAACCUGCUACUCCCAGCGCCUACCGCCACACCUUUGGAUGCCGACCACAAGAACAACCAGGUACCAAUUGUCUCUGGAGAUGGGGCUUGUAGUUCCACAGAGGAGAUCAGGAGCUUCCAGGAAGUCCCCCUGGCUCAAUCUGGAUGUGAGAAAGAAAUGUGUGGUGAUGUGGAGAUGAUGAAAAUACUUGAUCAUCCAUCAGUUGCCAGUGUAUCUCCUUUCAAAGGCAGCCAAUAUUGGGGGGAAACUGUGACUGUGUUCACACUAACAGAACAUUGGAAAGUUCUGGACGAGAAUGGGAGUGAUCUUUGUGUCAACGCCCCUUAUAUUGUGUCCGAGUUUUCUGUAAAGGGACCAGUUGAGCCCACCAUGGUUCUGCUAGGGACAGAUGCCACUCUGCCUUGUCAGCUGACGCCUGAGCAGAGUGCAGCCCACAUGCACAUCCGGUGGUACCGAGCCCAACUGUCCCCCGCUGUGUUUGUGUAUCAGAAUGGACAGGAACAAUGUGGGGAGCAAAUGCUGGAGUACCGUGGCAGGACAGAGUUGGUGAGGGCCUCCAUCAACAAAGGGAGUGUGGCCCUGCUGAUCCAACAUGUUCGUGCUUCUGAUCAUGGCCAGUACCGGUGUCAUUUUAAGGAUGGUCACAAUUCCCAAGAAGCCGUUGUGGAGCUGAAUGUUAUAGGGUUGGGCUCUGUGCCUCUUGUUCACAUGACGGGGCCUGAGGAUGGUGGGAUACGAGUGCUGUGUUCUGCAGAUGGCUGGUUCCCAAAACCCAGGGUGCGGUGGAGUGACACGAUGGGUGUAAAGCUACAGUCUUUCUCUGAGUCUCACACCCAAAAUGAAGAUGGGCUCUUCCAUGUGGAAGCAUCUCUUGUGGUCACAGACAGCUCUCUGGGCAAUGUGACCUGUUCCAUCCAGAAUCCCCUCUCUGGUCAUGAGAAAGUGUCAGCCAUCUUCCUCCCAGAGCCCUUCUUCCCCAGGAUGUCUCCAUGGAAGCCAGCCCUGGCUGGGACAGUCCCUGUGCUGGUGCUCCUCCUCAUUGGGAUCAGCUACAUUGGAUGGAAAGAACACCAAGCCAAAGAAAGAGAAAUAAAGAAAAGGAAGAAAGAAUCUCAGGAAAGAGAUCAGAUGAAGAAUGAAAAAGAAUUGGCACUUAAGGCCAGAGAGAACCUCAAGGCAGACCUCGAACAGCGAAAGGCCCUAUACCAUGCAGAUUGGAAGAAGGCCCUGCUUUAUCCUGACUGGAGGAAGGAACAGUUCCAGACUGCCACUGUGACUAUAAAUCAGGAAAUCUUUCAUCAGAAUAACUCUGACCCAAAGAGAAAAGAGAACGUCAAAGAGGAAACUCAGGAUCUAUCUUUCAGGGAUAGGCAAGAAGACUGCAACCUUAUCACACUGAAUCAGGAAGGCUUCACCUCAGGAAAACAUUACUGGGAAGUGGAUCUUAAGGACACUGAUGAAUGGACUCUAGGCAUUUAUGAGACACCCACAGGCAGCAGUGGGUUACCCAAAGAUCUACAAAACAAGAAAUUCAGAGUCUUAGAGAAGAAAGGACAUGAAUACAGGGCUCUCAGCUAUAUCUCUGAAAACAUUUGUUUUCAAAUGGAUCUCCUGAUAAAAAGGUAUCUACAAAAGAUUGUUAUUUUUUUGGAUUAUGAUGACAACGACAUUUCUUUCUAUGACAUGACUGAGGGUACACACAUCUUCUCCUUCACUCAGGAUAGUUUCUCUGGGUCACUCUAUCCUUACUUCAACUUUAAAUCCAUGAAGCUCUCCUCAUAAGCGUAAUAUUAAGUGUCUUAAAGGAAGAACCCAUACU